Chara braunii is the source of this 4924-nucleotide messenger RNA. NCBI's taxonomy places the organism in Eukaryota, Viridiplantae, Streptophyta, Charophyceae, Charales, Characeae. The record is from the annotation of a GenBank genome assembly.
CAUAAUUCUGAAGUACGUGGGGUACAUCAACUCGAUCUCGAUGAUGGUAUCCAGAGGCAGUCGCCCUUUCAGAAAAGUGAGGAGAAAGAGGGAGAGGAAGAAAGAGGGAACAAGAAAAAAGUAUUGAUGAGCAAGGUGCAGGUCGAAGCCAGAGUCAGUCUGGUGGGCAUAGCCAAGGAUAAAGGAAUUCGGAUCCGAAUGAGGAGGAUGGGACAGACUGCAGAGAUUUUCAAAGGCCUCGGGGCGCACGGAGAGGCGGUCCGAAAUUAUCUCCAAGGGCCUGAGCAUUCAAGAUGAGGGGAGUGGGGCAGCCUGGACGAGUGUACGUGAGCAUUUUGCACGGCGAUGGCAUUUCCUCCAGGCGUCGCUUACACGGCUGAACCAUUCUCACCCGGGAAACUUGGAACAUACUCAGAUCAGAGGUUUUCUCUCCGUAUCUGACUUCGAUUGCGGCCAGAUUCGGGCGCGAAAGCCGAGGUGUGAAUAUAUAUGCCCUUGGCGUUUAGAAACAUACGGUCACAUUCGGACUAUGUGAAUCGAUCGAGAGACCCUCGAUUGACAAGGAGGUGAUAAGGUUCUGGAGAAGAGGCUGGUGGAGACAUGCAUGCCAGUGAGAAGAUGGGAUUGUAGUUAGUGACUUAGAAGAAUCCCUGUGGUCAUGGCAUGAGAAUGGCUAUGCCAUGUUAGGGAGGAGAGGAAUGCACGGGGAGGAGUAUACACCGGGAGUGGUCGAGGGGGAAGGGGGAAGGCGAAGGACCGAAGCGUGGUUGGUCAAAUGAGGACAGGGGCUGAAGUAAGAAAGGGUUAAGGGAAGCGGUUGGCGAAAGACGAGUGGAGAGAAGGGCGUGGAGUGGAAAUGGGCGGAGUGGAGAAUUGUGUUUCUCCACCUCACGCAGUGCAGCCGAAUCUGUGGGAUUCGCGUGCAUAGCAAAAGAACUGCGUGGGGCCGUGGGCAAGAAGAGAGUGAAGAGGGUAAAGGGAAACGUUUGGCGAGAGACCGGUGGAUAGAGGGACAUUUUUGAGUGCGAAUGGGUGGCAGUGCAGAAGAGUGUUUAUUGGCCUCACGCAUCAGGGAAAUCAGUGGGGUGCACGUGCAUAUCAAAAGAACCGUCUGGGCAAGAAUAGAGCGAAGGGGGUAAAUACUACAUACCAAUGGGCCUAUUCCAGUUGGUACACCCAUGAGCUGUUGAAGUACAGGCCAAAGUUCGAAUCCAGAUGCAAUCAGAUUCUAAAAUACCCGGGGCCGGUCAGAGUCCAAUGAUGAUAUCUCAAGAACAUCGCCCUUUCAAAAGAGAGAGUGAGGGGGGUAUGAAAACCCCGGCAUGCAGGCAUGAGACUGAGUACAGUGGUGAAGACUUCAGCAAGAAAGAGGAUUAUCAAUGCAAUAACACUAGCCGUGUGAAGCACUCAUGUCCAGGGAACAGCCAGCGAUCACGCAGCACAAAGGCCUCGCUUUGCUACACAACACUCUAUCUGUGUCUGGAGCUCACCAUUGUCCCGACACAUUCAAGUGUGAAUGUCAAAUAGUGGAGCAGGGCCCAUCAUAAUCACUGGAAGUCGUUUGCGCGCCUAACACUCUUCGAGGGCUCCUGCUUUUUCUAGAACAUUUGUCGAGCGGGCUUGGUACAGUUGUCAGAGCCUAAGGCCAGUGCGCAUUCACUUGCGCCCCACGUGCACCAGGCAGAAGGGCUUCCCACACACAGGUUAUGCUUCCGCAUUCCGCAAAAGUGACUGCUCUUCGAGUCUUUCGAGUGUCAUCUCCUGUAAGCACCAAGGGGCUUCAGGCACAAAGUGCAGCACGACAAGCUGGACGCCUUCCCAUGCCAUUCCGUUCUUUUACGAAGAGCUGUUUCAGGGUUCAGGGCUGCAUUUUGCUUCGACUGCAAGGCCUUUUCAGGAGAGUGGUGAGUGCGAUGCUACUGAGUACAGUUGCAAAGGGUACUGAGUAUCGUGGAGAAGAGUACUGAGUACUGAGAACAGUGGAGAAGAGUACUGAGUAUAGUGGAGAACUGAGUACUGAGAACAGUGGAGAAGAGUACUGAGUAUAGUGGAGAAGAGCACACUUGCAAACAGUACCGAGCACAGUUGGGCGGAGAGUACUUCGUACAACUGGGUGAAGAGACUUGAGUACACUUGAGUACAUUUGCACAGAGUACUGAGUACAGCUGCUAUGUAUAGUGGAGAAGAGUGCUGAGUAAAGCUAGGCGAAACGUACUGAGUAUAGUGGAUGUAGUGCAGACUAUUCUGAAGAAGAGUGCUGAAUAUAGUGCUGAUGGGGAGAAAGGUACUGAGUAUAGUGGAUGUAGUGCAGACUAUUCUGAAGAAGAGUGCUAAAUAUAGUGCUGAUGGGGAGAAAGGUACUGGGUAUAGUGGAUGUAAGAAGAGUGCUAAAUAUAGUGCUGAAGAGUACGGAGUAUAGUGGAGAGGAGUACUCAGUGUGAUGCUGAGUACCGACUAUACUGCUGAAAACAUUGAGGAAGGUUUUGAUCAUUAUGUAGAAUAGUGCCGAGAACAAUUGAGAGAAAAGUACAGAGAACAGUGCAGAAGUGUGAACAAGUAUGCCGCCAAUGUCUGUAAGUAAAAUGUAGGGUUCGAACUCUGUGUUAACAGUUGAAGAGUAUGAGGUCAAGUUAAAAAAAAGUAUGCUGGAAGUUUGAAAGUCCAAUGUCUGUAAGUAAACUGUAGGGUUCGAACUCCGAACUUCCAAAUUCUCAAACUAACUGCACUGUGGACUGUGUCCUUCAGUGGCGGCAGAGUUAACUCAGUUAACUUAGUUAAGUCAAAAAAGUGUGCAGAGAUUAUCAAUUUAGUAAUUUAACCAAAAGCCCAACCCUGGGUUUGAACUCUAAACCAACAAAUCCUCAAACUACUAGCUGCACUGUUGAGUGUGUCCUUAAGUAGAAAAAACGGCAGCGGAGUUAAGUAGGAAGGGUGCCGGUUAACCAGUGUAGACCCGAAAACCCUAAACCCUAAACCCUAAAGGGCCUAAACCCUGAAAGGCGGACGGUUGACGUAGGGUCAAAAGAUGCAAGGGGAGGGUUGGAUACUGUCCUGAGCGUAGAAAGAUGUCUUUUUAAGUUUUUUUCUUUUUUGUCUGUUUUUUGGGGGGGGCUCCUUUUUCACCUUUGUUAGGGACUGUGCCAUUCAUCUCUUGACAGUCUUCAGACAUUAUUACACAGGGCAUGGUCAUAGUUUUCUGUUGUUUUUUUUUUGUGUGCGUUUGAUUUUGAAAAAGGGAUCUUUGUAUUAUCGGCUCCGUUAUUUUGUUAAGACCAAUUUAAAGUCGUUGCUACACGGGGUUUUUUUUUCCCACGGUAGGAAACCUUUUAUCACUUUGCUGCUGUCUACCCCUCCUCGGAAUAGAGCGUACGGUUGUUAUAUCUGUAUUUGUCCCAACGUUCAGUCCAGAUGCAGUGAAAAUGAUCCUAUGUUCUAUUCGGGUGAAGACGGUAUUGACAAGAGUAUACUCCUGGAGAAAGGUCAUCUGUAUCGGACAAGUACUAAAUAGGUUAUAACUGAUGCAGUAGUAAUUCAGACCUCCAGUAAAAAAAAUAAUUCCGAUUGAUUCCGGUAUAGAGUCUGAAGACUGUAUAGAGGAAAUUUAUUUCAGGGGUAGAUUCGCAAAAUAGUGACACAAAGUGACGAGGGGUAGAUUCGCAAAAUAGAUCCGCCAUUUUAUUUGACUCAGCUUAUUUUAGUGACAACUCAGCUGAAUGGCGAAGUGGUUAAAGUAGAAGUGGGUUCGAACCACGGAUACCAGGAUUUUCAGUCCUUUUACGAGUACUCGAGCAGCGACCAGGGUACCCAAGGACGAGGAGGAGGGGAACAAAUGGUUCUGAUAAACACUGUAAGACAAAGUUAUUUCAGGGAUUCGAGCCACGGACACCAGGAUUUUCAGUCCUUGUACGAGUACCCAAGAAUGAGGAGGGGAACGAAUGGUUCCGGUGUAGACUGCAAGACAAAGUUAUUUCAGGGGUGGAUACGCAAAAUAGUGAUGCAAAGUGAUCGCACUACUCCAGUCCGUUCUUUUGACUUAGUCGUUUCAGUGAUAGAUCGGCUAAAUGACAAAGUUGUUAAAGUAGAAGUGGGUUCGAACCACGGACACCACGAGUACUCGAGCAGCGACCAGGGUACCCAAGGAUGAGGAGGAGGGGAACGAAUGGUUCUGGUAAAGACUGUAAGACGAAGUUAUUUCAGGGGUAGAUACGCAAAAUAGUGACGCGAAGUAUCGUAGUACUCUAGUCAUUUCAUUUGCCUUAGUCGUUUCAGUUGAUAGAUAGGCUAAAUGGCGAAACUGAUCAAGGAGAAGUGGGUUCGAACCACAGACACCAGAAAUUUUCAGUCCUUUUUUACGAGCAGCUAAAUGCCGAAGUGGUUGAAGAAGAAGUGGAUUCGUACCUUGGACACGAAGGACUUUCCGUCCUCGUACGAGUAUUCAAGUAGCAAACGCCGCCGAUCAGGGUAUCUGAGGACGAGGAGGGGAAGACAUGACAGACGGACAUACAGACAGACACCUCUAGAUCCCACCUGUACAGAGUUUCUUGAGAUCUUUUGAAUUUUUUCCUUUCGGUAUCGGACCGCCCUUGACACUUCUUUAUACCAAGAAGUUCACAGUUCGGACUCAUUGACUCCCUAUUUAAUGUGUAGACAACUUUCCCACUUAGAGAAAACAGGAAGCUCAUCGAUAUUGUAACGUAGGUCAGAGUUCCUUCGACCAAAGGACAUAUAUCAAUUCUUCAAAUUCUAUCUUUGCAGCUCUCUCUCUCUCUCUCUCUCUCUCUCUCUCUCUCUCUCUCUCUCUCUCUCUCUCUCUCUCUCUCUCUCUCUCUCUCGUGCGCGCGUGCAUGUGCGUGUGUGUGUGCGUCCGGGCAGCUCCCCCAGCAUUGUGUGCAUAUAUGUGCUUGAAUCAAUCCUAUAUCACUCA